Messenger RNA from Musca vetustissima, 390 nucleotides. RefSeq lists its product as uncharacterized. The record is from RefSeq and is a predicted model, not a curated record. NCBI's taxonomy places the organism in Eukaryota, Metazoa, Arthropoda, Insecta, Diptera, Muscidae. The transcript is spliced from 3 exons. The annotation marks the transcript as partial.
AUGCCUGGGAACUAUUUCAGAAAUGCCAAAACAACCAAAGGAAAACGACGUCCCAUAAAAGCCAAACCAAAACGUCAACGUUUACCCAUAAACUUGGCGCGUAAAUUUCAACGGGAACGUCGCAUCCGAAAUGGCGGUAUUGGCGUUAAUCGCAAGAAAAAUAAAAGUAAAUUGGAAAGACGUUCAAAAGAUUUUGAAACAUCGGAGUUAGAGGCACUGGUACAUGCCAGUGAAAUGCAGCUGAAAGGGAUUUUGGAAAAUGAUGACAUUCUAUCAGAUAUCCCAUUUGAUGUGACACCAGAGGAACUGGAGGGAGAGAUAGCAUUGGCCCAAGGCGGCGGAACUAUUAUAUAUAUUGAAAGAGAUGGCCUGUCGACGCUUAAAGUUGUG